UCUUCACGACGUUGGCGACAAUGCAUACAGCAUGUGUGUAUGUGCUGUUGGCCGCCACCGUUUCGCUCGGGCUUCAAGCCCCGCCACGAACGCCUCUCGGAACCCGCUCACCCUUCGGGCUUCGAUCUCCUUCACCCGUCGCAGCCUCUCCACCUCUCGCACGGCGUGGCGUGCUGGUGCUGCCCGCGCUGUCGGUGCUCGCGGCCACCACGCCGCCGCCGCCGCCGGCGUCUGCGGCGGCGGCUCCGGUCGUCAGCGAAGAGCUGAGGCUGCUCAUCGUCAAGGCCAAGGCGCUCAAGGGCGGCGUGCGGGCCGGCGCCGCCAGCCGGCGCAAGCUUCCGCUCGACCCGACGCCCGGCGUGAACAACUACGCCAGCCUCACCGACAGGGUGCGGCGCGAGCAAGCGUCGGUGCUGCUCCCGUUGCAGGCGGCGAUGGCGGCGGCGGCCGCGGCGGCGGGCGGCUCGGGGCGGCUGCCGGACGAUAUGCAAAAGCAGCUUGCGCAGCAGCCUGAGCUCUUGAAGGGCCACCUUUCGGAGCUCGACUAUUACCUGGCUAAGGCCAACUUCGCAGAGUACGUCUCAAAGACGACCGGCGAGACGUACCCAGGCGGCAAGGUGGAGCGGGAGCUCGAGGAGGUGUGCGAUACCGCAGACGACUUCCUCGCCCUCGCCGCCGGCCGGGCGGUUCCGGUGCGCCCUGAUUGAAUCGCAAGAGGCCACACAGCGAGAACGUUGUCGCUUGUUUAUUGUAGAGUGUGGGGACGGCGUGCCAGAUUCGUUCGCGCAUCCCCAGGACUUCCCCUUGUGCAGUCGUUCGCACUCCCACAUCAGACGUACGAUUGUGUCACGUAUGUACCUGUGCGGAGUUUGACACGUCACC
Emiliania huxleyi CCMP1516 is the source of this 882-nucleotide messenger RNA. RefSeq lists its product as hypothetical. Lineage: Eukaryota; Haptophyta; Isochrysidales; Noelaerhabdaceae. The coding region runs from base 21 to 707 and encodes 228 amino acids. The transcript has a single exon. The record is from RefSeq and is a predicted model, not a curated record.